Messenger RNA from Scomber scombrus (Atlantic mackerel), 3405 nucleotides. RefSeq names its product nuclear receptor subfamily 3, group C, member 2 (gene nr3c2). Gene Ontology annotation, biological process: regulation of DNA-templated transcription. Bases 398 to 3385 code for a protein of 995 amino acids. Gene Ontology annotation, molecular function: zinc ion binding; DNA-binding transcription factor activity; sequence-specific DNA binding. The transcript is spliced from 9 exons. NCBI's taxonomy places the organism in Eukaryota, Metazoa, Chordata, Actinopteri, Scombriformes, Scombridae. The record is from RefSeq and is a predicted model, not a curated record.
AUGACGUCGCUCUGACUGUAAGUCCGACCGACUCCUUCGUUUGUUUUUGAUUACUCUUUUUUAUCUAGGGCCCAGAAUCGGCAAUCUGCAAAAUUGCGGCCAUAAUGUGAGAUCGUCUGCCGCUGUCGUCCGACCCGUCGCUGUCGUUCGUCCUGUCAGGAGCAGCGGCUCGCUGUUGACGAUCACCACUGACAAUACGCAGUAGACUUCUCCAGUGUGUCUAGCUGUCAAACUGCAAACUAUCUAUUGGAAAGAGUAGACAGAACACACUGGCUGAUAUUUAUUGACUUUGCUCGGCGUGUCUUUUUUUUGUCCUCUGGAUUAUCGCUGCCCAGCAACACAGCCACCUGACAACUCUGAAUGUCGUAAUUAAUUAAGGUGAAUCGAUGAGCCAGCAAUGGAGACCAAAAGAUACCAAAGUUUCUUUGAUGGAAAUGAUACAGAAAACAGAUGGUCUCAGGUCCCUAACACUAUGGAGUACUGCUGCAGCACAGAGGAUUCAAGUCUGACUAACAGUGAUAUCCUGAUGGACAUAGUCAAUGUCAGCUGCCCCGCUGGAAGCCCAGCAACUGACUGCAAAGACAACAAUGCAAAGACGCAGGAGCAGCCAAUGCUUCGGCUCAGCCAGAACCAGCCAUUUGUUCUCCCACACUUCAACAACUCUCUUCAUGGUCAUAAGCAGGAAAUGGACUCCAAGGAGCUUUCCAAGACUGUGGCUGAGUCCAUGGGGCUGUAUAUGAAUGCUGCCAGGGAGGCAGACUUUGCCUUCAGCCAGCAUGGGGGUAGUACUAGCCCCGGGAAGAUGUAUCCAGUAUGUGGACGGCCACUAGAGGAGAGUCAGUGUGGCUCCACAAAGAGCCCCAAGUUAAAGCCAUUUGGUUUCCAGCAGCCCAGCACCACUCCUAGAGAACGCACCGCUGGGACUCCAGUUAGCUCAGCUACUAUGCUGGCCUCUUCUUUGUCCUGCAGUCCCCAGACCUCCAGCUCCAUCUCCAGCCCUGGGGGCAGCAACAAUAUGGUGUCGUCUACUACCAGUCCCCCCACAUGCUUUGGACCAAUGUGCUCGUCCGUCAGUAGUCCUGUCAGCCAGACAUCUUGUGCACCAGCGCUGGCCAACAUCAAGCACAGGAAUUCUGCCACAUGUAGCCCUGUAGAGUCCAGCACAGUGGGCUCACCACCACUUACCAGCCCGCUCAAUGUCAUGAGGUCCCCCAUUUCCAGCCCCCAGAGUAUGAGUAGUGUUAGGUCGCCUCCGUCCUGCAGCACUACCUGUAACAUUCGGUCAUCUGUCUCAAGCCCCACAGGUGGCAGCUGCACCAGCACUGCCAACAACUGCAACACAAUAAGGCCCUCCAUCUCCAGUCCGGCCACAGGGGGCACUAUGGCUGUCAGCAGCCCACAGAAUCCCUCCUCUGCUGGGUUUCCUGUGUCCAGUCCUGCUGGGGGACUGGGUUUGGUGCAGAAUGACACUAAUAGCCCAGAAGCGACAGGUCUGACUAGAGACCCAGACUUCAAGAACUUUGAGUUCCCUAAAGUAGAGAUGGUAGACGGGGAGGUGUUUAACGUCGGCUUAGACCAGAUGGGCAUGGUUAAGUACAUUAAGAACGAACCUGGAACUGAUUUCAGGAGCAUGUGUUUAGGCAGCUCCAAAUGUAAUGCGAAUAGCACACCCUUUAUCACACAGAUUAAGAGUGAGCCUAAUAAAAAUCAGGGAUGUAUGAAUCAACAGUCCUACAGUGAGCCGUCACCGUCUCUUGGUCUCUUCCCUGCAUCCGAGACCACCUAUUUGUCCCUGAGGAAUAACAUUGAUGAAUACAGUCUUUCUGGUAUCUUAGGACCCCCUGUAUCCUCUAUGAAUGGGAACUAUGAGCCUGAUGUGUUCUCCAACAAUGUCCUGUCUAAAGGGGUUAAGCAGGAGUCCAAUGAUGGCAGCUAUUACCAAGAGAAUAACAGCGUGCCCACAUCGGCCAUUGUUGGAGUUAAUUCCGGUGGACACUCAUUCCAUUACCAGAUUGGAGCGCAAGGAACAAUGUCUUUCACGCGGCAUGAUGUGAGGGACCAGUCCAACCCUUUGUUAAAUCUAAUUUCGCCCGUAACGGCGUUAAUGGAGUCGUGGAAAUCUCGGCCCGGCAUGUCACAGGGGUCACUGUCGGCCAGAGUUGAGGGAUACCCGGGUCAGAACUCCCUCACGGACGGCAUGUCAAGCUCACCCCUGAGACAGCCAUCCUCAACGGCCAAAGUGUGCCUGGUUUGUGGAGACGAGGCAUCAGGAUGUCACUAUGGUGUCGUGACAUGUGGAAGCUGCAAAGUCUUCUUCAAAAGAGCUGUAGAAGGUCAGCACAACUACCUGUGUGCCGGGAGAAAUGACUGCAUCAUUGACAAGAUCCGAAGGAAAAACUGUCCGGCAUGUCGUGUACGGAAGUGUCUCCAGGCUGGGAUGAACCUAGGAGCACGAAAGUCCAAGAAGUUGGGGAAGCUGAAGGGAGUCAGCGAGGACCUGCAGGGCUCUAAGGAUGGCCAAACUGCUACAGGUGCCAUUGGAGGCAGUUACCUGUCCUCAGAAAAGGAGCUGAAUGCCAGUGCUGCCAAUGCCCUGGUGCCCCACGGGCCUGGGGUAGUCACACCUUUUCUGCCACCCUCCAUCUGCAGUGUGUUGGAGCUGAUUGAGCCUGAAGAGGUGUACUCUGGCUUUGAUAACACGCUGCCUGACAGCACUGACCACCUGCUGUCAAGUCUCAACCGCCUGGCCGGAAAGCAGAUGGUACGCUUGGUGAAGUGGGCCAAAGUACUUCCAGGUUUCCGAGGCCUGCCCAUUGAGGACCAAAUCACCCUGAUCCAGUACUCGUGGAUGUGUCUGUCCUCCUUUUGCCUCAGCUGGCGCUCCUACAAACACACCAAUGGACAGAUGCUCUACUUUGCCCCUGACCUCAUCUUUAAUGAGGACCGCAUGCAGCAGUCAGCCAUGUAUGACCUGUGUCUGGGCAUGAGGCAGGUGAGCCAGGAGUUUGUUCGACUGCAGCUAACCUAUGAUGAGUUCCUCUCCAUGAAAGUCCUUCUGCUUCUCAGCACAGUUCCCAAAGAGGGUCUGAAGAACCAGGCGGAGUUCGAGGAGAUGAGGGUUAAUUACAUUAAGGAGCUCCGGCGCUCAGUGGGAAAAGCAACCAACAACUCUGGCCAAACCUGGCAGCGCUUCUUCCAGCUCACCAAGCUACUGGAUGCCAUGCAUGAUCUGGUGGGGAACCUGUUGGACUUCUGUUUCUACACCUUUCGUGAGUCCCAGGCCCUGAAGGUGGAGUUCCCUGACAUGUUGGUGGAGAUCAUUAGUGACCAGAUACCAAAGGUGGAGUCAGGCCUCACUCACACAAUCUACUUCCACAAGAAGUGACUCACUGAACAGCUGGGACA